Messenger RNA from Dovyalis caffra, 291 nucleotides. The record is from the annotation of a GenBank genome assembly. Lineage: Eukaryota; Viridiplantae; Streptophyta; Magnoliopsida; Malpighiales; Salicaceae.
AUGGAUGCUGGAAAAUUGUCAAUUUGUGGUGAAGAAAGUUUCGGAACUGGUUCUGAUCACAUUCGCGAGAAGGAUGGCAUAUGGGCUGUUUUAGCCUGGCUUUCAAUUAUUGCAUACAGAAACAAAGACAAGAAACCAGGGGAGAAGUUAUUAUCUGUCGCUGAUGUUGUGAAAGAGCAUUGGGCAACCUAUGGAAGAAAUUUCUUUUCUAGAUACGAUUAUGAAGUAAGCAUUAGCCAUUUUUUUGUAGAUGAAUAUAUAGUUGAUGCUUUAGAUUCAGCUAUGGACUAA